AGGAUGUUCUUUUGAAUGGAAUGGUGAAGGUGAGAAAAUGAAGACUUUCUGUCUCUUUGAAGAUACAAGCUAGCUGAAAUUACCUAAAGAAAUCAGUGUGAAAUUGGGUUUUUUAUCUUGAAAAGGACGUUUUUUCUGUUUUAAGUUACUUCUAGCACUGGAAACAAACAUAUAGAAGGAAAAAUGGAUCCCUUCUUUUGGCCAUUAGAAACUAACAGCUUUCGACGUUUCACCCCUGAGUCCUUGGCAGCAAUUGAGGAAAGAAUUGCUGAGAAAAAAAAGCAGCAAGCCAAAGUGAACCAGGAGAGUAAGGACCAAGGAGCUGAAGAAGAUAAACUUACUCCGCAGCUUGAUCUGAAAGCCUGCAAAAAAUUGCCAUCUCUGUAUGGGGAUGUUCCUGUGGAGCUCAUUGGGGAACCCCUGGAAGAUUUUGAUCCAUACUACAGUGAUCAUAAGACUUUCAUGGUGAUAAAUAAAAGGAGGACUAUUUUCCGGUUUACUGCCACGCCUGCCUUAUGUAUAAUUGGUCCUUUUAAUCCAGUAAGAAGAACAGCAAUUAAAAUUCUGACCCAUUCAUUAUUUGUUGGCUUUAUUACAUGUACUGUGGUACUUAAUUGUGCUUCCAUGGCUGUAAAUAGGCUUCCAAGCACACUUGACUGGACUGAAUAUCUUUUUGCUAGCAUAUAUACUGGUGAAAUAUUGAUAAAAGUAGUCGCAAGAGGAUUUUUUUGGGAUGAAUUUACCUUUCUUCGAGAUCCAUGGAACUGCUUGGAUCUUGUCGUUAUUGUCAUAACGUAUGCUUCUUUGUGCAGGGGUAUGGGCAAGGUUUCAGCUCUUCGAACUUUCAGAGUCCUGAGGACUUUGAAAGCUAUUUCAGUAAUACCAGGUCUGAAAGUCAUCGUAAAUUCACUUAUUGAAUCUGUUAAGAAACUCACUGAUGUGUUGAUCUUGACUGUUUUUUGCUUGAGUGUAUUUGCUCUAAUAGGCCUCCAGCUUUUUAUGGGCAAUUUGACAUCCAAAUGUGUCCUCAAUAAUACUGACUACAAUGACACAUUAUGUAAGGAUGCCAAGAUAUAUGUACCAAAUGAUAGAGGUAAAUUUUAUUCUUAUAUCUGCUACAGGGUGAAUAAUUCUUCUGAAAUAUUGCUCUGUGGGUUCAGUUCACAUCCUGACAAAGAGUGCCCAGAAAACUAUACCUGCAGGAAGGUUGGGAAGAAUCCUGACUUUGGUUAUACAAGUUUUGAUCAUUUUGGCUGGGCCUUCCUUUCUUUAUUCCGUCUGAUGACACAGGAUUACUGGGAGCGUCUCUACAGACAAACUAUCCGUACAUCUGGAAAGAACUACAUUUUAUUUUUUCUGGGCGUCAUCUUUUUAUGCUCAUUUUAUCUCUUCAAUCUGAUCUUGGCUGUAGUAACUAUGGCAUAUGAAGAGCAAAAUAGAGCUACUCUUGCUGAAACAGAGGCAAAGGAAAAAUUACUUCAGGAUGCCCAACAAAUUCUAGAGAAAGAAAAGAUGUUGGCUGCUGGAGAGGGCAGUAAGGCCUUAGGUGUCAGAUCUGAAACGUUAGUUACUGACUUGGAAAAUUCAAAAGAAAGAGAGAUGAAGAAAGAAAACCCUAUUUCAACAGAAAGUUUAAUUUUAGGUGAUCAUGGCAAAGAAGAACAUAUAUUUCAUUCACAGCCUGGUCACUGCCACAAGAAGCUUAGGCAGAUACUGCUGUCCUAUGAAUUGUCAGUGGACUCUAUUAAUGAUCCUUUUCGAAGACAGAGGUUAAUGAGUGCAGCCACUGUUAUUACAGAUAAUUUGCAACUGCAAGAGUCAAAACUGAAAUGUCCUUCAUUUUGGAAACGUUUUGCUCACAAGUAUCUAAUUUGGAAUUGUUGUCCAUUCUGGAGAGUAGUCAAAGAGAAGGUGAAAUUAGUAAUUUUGGAUCCAUUUGUUGAUCUCUUAGUCAUGGUUUGCAUUGUCGUGAAUACCUUAUUCAUGGCUCUGGAGUACCCUAAAAUGCCAGACAAUUACUGUAAAAUGAUUUUUAUAAGUGACAAGGUCUUCACCCUGAUUUUUACAGCGGAAAUGAUCUUGAAAAUCAUCGCUCUAGAUCCUUACUACUAUUUUCAGCAGAAAUGGAAUAUUUUUGAUAGCAUAGUUGUUAUGAUUGGCCUAAUAAGCUUUAAAGAAAAUCUGUCGUCUUUCAGGCUGCUCAGGAUCUUCAAAUUGGCAAAGUCCUGGCCAGCCUUAAAUACUCUUAUGAAAAUAAUUCUAAACUCAGUUGGUGCUCUGGGUAACCUCACUCUGGUUUUGAUUAUCACUGUAUUUAUUUUUGCUGUAGUAGGAAAGCAGGUUUUGGGCAAUUAUUAUGAGGAUAAUUUCUGUAAAAUAAACACAGAUAAGAAUUUACGCUGGCAUAUGAAGGACUUUUGUCAUUCAUUCCUGAUUAUAUUCCGAAUAUUAUGUGGAGAAUGGAUUGAAACUAUGUGGGAAUGUAUGGAAGUGGCUGGAAAAGGACUAUGUCUUCCCAUUUUCUUGCUAGUGCUGGUGAUAGGAAACCUGGUGGUGCUCAACCUAUUCAUUGCCUUGCUGCUGAGUUCAUUCAGUACUGACUCCUCAAUGGGACAAGAGGACACUGAAGAAAUGACAAAAUGUCAGAUUGCCAUUGCACGGAUUCACAAGGGCCUGCAGUCUGUGAAAAACAGAGUUUGGGAUCAUUGUGGCAAAAUAAUGAAACGAAACCACAAAAAAACAGCCAAAAGGAAGUCUAUGGUGAAAAUUUCUACCAAGGACGUUGAGGAAAAUAACUAUGCCAUGACAGAUGUCAGAAAGGAUAUAGACAACAAUUGCUUUGACAGUGGGUAUCAGAACACUGAAGAGAGCUCCUCAAUAACAAGGAAAUGUGAAGAAUUUUUAACCAGUCAUGUUCCCAUUGCAGUAGCAGACAUUAACACCAACGAAGGGGAUGAUGAGCACAGUGUAUGCACAGAAACAGAAUACAGAAAACAGAAAUGUGAUGUCGGUAGCUAUUCUGAAGCCAGCACUGUGGAUCCAGUUGUUCUUCUGGAGAUUUUUCCCAAGCCUGAAAAGUCACACCUACCUAAGGACUGUUGUGCAGAAAGUUGUGUUGAAUGUUUCCCAUGUUGUGCAGUGGAUACCACAAAGUUUCCAGGCAGCACUUGGUGGAAAUUUAGAAAAACCUGCUACAGAAUUGUUAAACAUAGCUGGUUUGAAAAUUUUAUCAUUUUUGUGAUAAUAUUGAGCAGCGCAGCACUGGCAUUUGAAGAUAUUCACCUGCAUGAGAGAAAAAAUGUGAAAAAGCUCCUAGAGUAUGCCGAUGUAAUAUUUACCUACAUCUUUUUUAUGGAGAUGCUUCUGAAAUGGGUAGCUUAUGGUUUGCACAGUUAUUUCACAAAUGCCUGGUGCUGGCUUGACUUCAUCAUUGUAUGUGUAAGUAUUCUAUUCAACUCAUCGCUUUGUUCCUCUGGGAGUGCCCUGAAAUCUCUCAGGACUCUUAGAGCACUGAGGCCUCUACGAGCUUUGUCACGAUUUGAAGGGAUAAAGGUGGUUGUGAAUGCACUCUUGGGAGCUAUCCCCUCAAUCUUGAACGUUUUGCUCGUCUGUAUUGUCUUCUGGCUCCUAUUUAACAUUGUAGGAGUAAAAUUACUUGGAAAAAAAUUUUGGCAAUGCAAACUCAAGGAAGGAAAUAUCAGUCUAAUUAAUAACGAAACUGAUUGUACUUUCUAUAAUGGAGUGUGGACAAAUAGUGAUGUAAACUUUGAUAAUGUGGCGAUGGGAUACUUGGCUCUUCUCCAAGUGGCAACUUUUAAAGGUUGGAUGGAUAUUAUGUAUGCAGCAGUGGAUUCACGAGAGAUAGGUGAACAGCCACAGUUUGAAGCAUUCUUAGCCAUGUAUACGUAUUUUGUGAUUUUCAUUAUUUUUGGAUCUUUCUUCAUGCUGAACCUUUUCAUUGGAGUGGUUAUCAGCAAUUUUAACCAACAAAGAAAAAAGAUAAGUGGAAAAGAUCUAUUUUUGACUGAGGAACAGAAAAAGUACUAUAAUGCUCUAAAAAAACUUGGAUCUAAGAAACCUCAAAAACCCAUCCCAAGACCAAUGAAUGUGUUCCAAGGAUUACUGUUUGAUAUAGUAUCACACAAAGCAUUUGACAUUACUGUUGUGACUUUCAUCUGUCUAAAUAUGGUCAUUAUGAUGGCAGAAAAUAACCAGGAGAACAUCAAGAAUGUUCUUAAUAAAAUCAACUAUUUUUUCGUGGCGGUAUUUACUGCGGAAUGUGUCAUAAAAAUACUAGCACUAAGACAUUACUUCUUCAUCAGCGGCUGGAACAUAUUUGAUUUAGCUGUUGUGGUCAUUUCCCUAGUUAGUGUUGGACUUUCCGAAGGCUUUCAAAGGUUUAUUUCUCCUACACUUUUGAGAAUUUUUCGUUUGGCACGAAUUGGCCGAAUCCUGAGAUUAAUUCGAAAAGCUAGAGGAAUUCGAACUCUUCUUUUUGCGUUACUGAUGUCUCUCCCGGCACUGUUCAACAUCGGUCUUUUGCUUUUUCUGGUUAUGUUCAUCUAUGCCAUUGUGGGCAUGACAAACUUUGCCUGUCUUGGCUGGGAAGGAGGGAUUGAUAACCUUUUCAACUUUCAAACCUUUGAUGGUAGCAUGCUCUGUCUUUUCCAAAUUACAACGUCAGCUGGUUGGGAUAGUCUUUUGGUCCCUCUGUUAAAAGGACCUGGUUCAUGUGCUCCCAACUUAAAUUUAACACGUGAACAGAAAAAAAAUUGCACAAAUAAGGGGGUUGGUAUUUUAUUUUUUGUAAGCUAUGUCAUUAUAUCAUUUCUCAUUGUCGUAAAUAUGUACAUAGCUGUCAUUUUAGAGAACUUCAGUGUUGCCACUGAAGAAAGCACAGAUCCUCUUUGUGAGGAUGACUUUGACAUGUUUUAUGAGACCUGGGGAAAAUUCGAUCCUCAGGCAACACAGUUUAUUGAAUAUUCUGCUCUUUCAGACUUUGCAGAUGCUCUGGCAGAACCCUUACGCAUUCCGAAGCCAAAUAAGAUUCAGCUCAUAUCCAUGGACCUCCCUAUAGUUAGUGGAGAUAAGAUCCACUGCUUGGAUAUCUUGCUUGCUUUCACUAAAAGGGUCUUGGGAGAAUAUGGAAACUUGGAUGGUCUUGAAUUACAUAUAGAAGAAAAAUUUAUAGCUACCAAUCCAUCUAAAGUUUCUUACAAGCCAAUUACUACUACCCUUAAAAGAAAACAAGAGGAGGUAUCAGCUCUUACUAUUCAAAGGGCCUUCAGGAGGUAUUUGAUGCAGCGUUCUUUUAAAAAUAAAUCUUUCUUAUACCGUCAUAAACAUUAUAACAGUGCUGUCUUUGAAGAAACACAUGAGAACGAAAGUCUUAUGGAAUCAAUGCUUAAAGAAAAUAGUGGUAGGAAGCUAGAUAAAUCACGGACUACAUCUUCCAUAUCUCUCCCUUUAUUUUAUGAUGGUAUUGCUGAAACAGAUAGCGAUAAUGUGGACACAUAA
Molecule: messenger RNA, 5517 nt
Organism: Chroicocephalus ridibundus (black-headed gull)
Lineage: Eukaryota; Metazoa; Chordata; Aves; Charadriiformes; Laridae
Product: sodium channel protein type 5 subunit alpha-like
Exons: 26
Coding region: 184-5517 (1777 amino acids)
Biological process (GO): membrane depolarization during action potential; neuronal action potential; sodium ion transmembrane transport
Cellular component (GO): plasma membrane; axon; voltage-gated sodium channel complex
Molecular function (GO): protein binding; voltage-gated sodium channel activity
Source: RefSeq, a predicted model, not a curated record